Malurus melanocephalus (red-backed fairy wren) is the source of this 505-nucleotide messenger RNA. It is a transcript of the gene CAMP, whose product is annotated as cathelicidin antimicrobial peptide. The coding region runs from base 1 to 477 and encodes 158 amino acids. The transcript has 4 exons. Gene Ontology annotation, molecular function: lipopolysaccharide binding. Gene Ontology annotation, cellular component: extracellular region. Gene Ontology annotation, biological process: defense response to Gram-positive bacterium; antimicrobial humoral immune response mediated by antimicrobial peptide; defense response to Gram-negative bacterium. Lineage: Eukaryota; Metazoa; Chordata; Aves; Passeriformes; Maluridae. The record is from RefSeq and is a predicted model, not a curated record.
AUGCCGAGCGCGUGGGUGCUGGUGCUGGCGGUGCUGGGGGGGGCCUGCGCCCUCCCCGCCCCGGCGCCCCUCGCCUACACGCAGGCACUGGCCCAGGCCGUGGAUUCCUACAAUCAGCGGCCCGAGGUGCAGAACGCCUUCAGGCUGCUCAGCGCAGAGCCCGAGCCCGCCCCGGGCGUGGAGCUGAGCUCGCUGCGGGGACUCAACUUCACCAUGAUGGAGACGGACUGUGCGGCCAGCGCCCGCCUCAAYCCCGACGACUGCGACUUCAAGGAGAACGGGGUCAUCAAGGAGUGUUCGGGGCCGGUGCAACUUCUGGAGAGCUCCCCUGAGAUCGACCUGCGCUGCUCCGACGCUUCCUCCGACCCGGUUCUGAUCCAGCGCGGCCGCUUCGGGCGCUUCCUGGGCCGGAUCCGGCGCUUUCGGCCCCGUAUCAAGUACGACGUCCGUGUGAAGGGCUCCGUGGGCUUCGGCUGAGCAAUAAAAGGGUCACGGAGAGUGGCCG